CAGCAACGACCAAGUGACAUCGCUAGACAUUGAGCUUCGCACGACAAUAAGACUGCAAGACUCAGCACAGUGCUACUGUACUUUGCUGCCGCGAGCUCAUGAGAAGGUAGGCGCGAACACACGCGACUUGCCCAUUUCCUUCACAAGCACGAAGUCAACAACCACUUCGCUUUCCUUUCCGUCAUAGCGACACAACAACAAAAUGCUCUCACUACCACUCAUUCCUCCACAAGAGGACCACUCAUCCUUCUUGCGCGCUACGUACCGCCCUCGCGCCGAAUCACCACCUCCGCAGGCCGGCCAUAACCCACAACAAACACACCGCGAACGCCAACGACGCGAUGAAGAACGCAAAUUGCACCACGCACGGAGUCCUCUUGCUCUCCUCGCAGCCGACGAGAAAGCCAUCGAGACGCGUAAACACGCUGUUCGCAUGUUCGGUUCCCAAUGGAUUCGUCCACCGGGCGUUGCGAAGACCUUACAAGCUAUGAACGAGGAACUCGCGGAACGACUCGAGCAAGAUGAACUAGAACGGCAGGAACGAGGGAUGAUGGAUAUGCAGGCUCAGCAGCAGCAAGCGGAGCUCGAAGCCGAAGCGCGUGAGCAUGAAGCGGCGGAAGAAGCUGGGGAGGUGGAGGAGGAACGAGAUCUGGAUGAUGAUAUUCCCGAGGCUGAGGCGGACGCUUCGACAGCAGAUGUCACAUUCAAUGAGGACAGUAUGAUGGAGGGGAGUCAGGUUGCUCAGAAUGAAUAUGAUGAACAGCAGUAUACGAAUCUGGAAGAGGCGGAGUUGACAGGCGCUGCGCAGGAUGAAGAGGAUUUGGGAAUGGAGAUGGAACGUGAUUUGGAUGAUUCUGUGCCUGAAGCUGGGAGCUAUCAACAUACGGAUACUGAGCUCGAAGAGAGUGAUUCUGAUUCGGAGUUGAGGUCUUCGUUUGUGGGAAGGCCACCACCAUCUUCAGCGAGGACGUCAAGAACGCCGGCGACUGCGGAGCGAUCGAUCGUGGAGCCCCCUAUGUUGGGUUUGCAGGAGAGGAUGAGAGCACAGGUGUCUGCAGCUGAUUCAUUACCGAGAAGUCCUGGGUCGCUGAAUUUGUCAAGUUCGGUGUUGGACGGCUCGAUGAUGGCUGGGAGCAGUCCCGUGGUUCAGCGUGGAAAUAAUGGAGGGCGGCCUCGCGCUGCUCGUGGUAGGAGAGGACGGUAUAGCUGAGUGAGUAUGAAGAAUUUGACAAAGUUCGUUGCUACCACUGUUCGCACCAGAC
Molecule: messenger RNA, 1262 nt
Organism: Cercospora beticola
Lineage: Eukaryota; Fungi; Ascomycota; Dothideomycetes; Mycosphaerellales; Mycosphaerellaceae
Biological process (GO): anaphase-promoting complex-dependent catabolic process
Cellular component (GO): anaphase-promoting complex
Source: RefSeq, a predicted model, not a curated record